GAAGAAAUUGAAUUCGUUGUCAUGACAACGUAUGUCUCUGAGAAAACAGAUGUAAUGUCUGUGGUCGAAGGAGAAAGGGUUUACCUUAUUGAGAAGACAAGCAGUGAUUGGUGGUUUGUAAAGAAACACCUGACGCAGGAGAAAGGACUCGUUCCUGUGGAUAUCCUGAAGGAUGUACUAACUUAUACCCACUUUCUCAAAGAGAAGAUUGACGAGAAGAUUAAAAAGUUACCUGUUUUUGGAAAACCCAGACCAGGAGAGAAAAUGGUGCCACCAAAGUUUGUUAAGAAGCUUCAACCUCUUUGUAUUCCUGAUGGUCAACCUGCCACUUUUGAAUGUCAAGUAAGUGGCCAUCCACGUCCAACCAUCACAUGGUUCCGGCAAACACAGAUUAUCAAACCUUCUUCUGAAUUCCAA
Molecule: messenger RNA, 417 nt
Organism: Limulus polyphemus (Atlantic horseshoe crab)
Lineage: Eukaryota; Metazoa; Arthropoda; Merostomata; Xiphosura; Limulidae
Product: titin-like
Exons: 2
Molecular function (GO): protein binding
Source: RefSeq, a predicted model, not a curated record